This is a messenger RNA of Camelus dromedarius (Arabian camel), 939 nucleotides long. RefSeq names its product olfactory receptor 5G3. Gene Ontology annotation, molecular function: G protein-coupled receptor activity; odorant binding; olfactory receptor activity. The coding region runs from base 1 to 939 and encodes 312 amino acids. Gene Ontology annotation, cellular component: membrane. The record is from RefSeq and is a predicted model, not a curated record. Gene Ontology annotation, biological process: G protein-coupled receptor signaling pathway; sensory perception of smell. Lineage: Eukaryota; Metazoa; Chordata; Mammalia; Artiodactyla; Camelidae. The transcript has a single exon.
AUGGAAGAUAAGAAUCAGACAGCAGUGGCUGAAUUCCUUUUCUUGGGCCUCACAGAUCAUCUCCACCUGCAGAUUGUCCUCUUUGUCAUUUUUCUCUUUGUCUAUCUUGUCACCCUGGGGGGCAACUUGGGCAUGAUCACUCUCAUAUGGAUCGAUCCCAGACUCCACACGCCUAUGUACUUUUUUCUCAACCACUUGUCCUUUGUAGACACGUUUUCCUCUUCUUCCAUUGCCCCCAAGAUGCUGUGUGAUAUCUUUGUAGAAAAAAAAGGCAUCUCUUUCAUGGGUUGUGCUGCACAGAUGUGGUUCUUUGGUCUUUUUGUGGCAACUGAGUGUUUGCUCUUGGCUUCCAUGGCAUAUGAUCGGUAUGUGGCCAUCUGCAAGCCCUUGCUGUACACCCUCAUUAUGUCCCAGAGGGUCUGUGUGCAGCUGGUUGUGGGCCCUUAUGCUGUGGGUCUUCUAAGCACCAUGACUCAUACAGUUUUCACUUUUUGCUUACCCUUCUGUGGUCCAAAUAGCAUCAAUCACUUCUUCUGUGAUAUUUCACCACUGCUUUCCCUAGCGUGUGCAGACACCUGGAUCAAUAAGUUAGUGCUUUUCAUCUUAGCGGGAGCCAUAGGAGUUCUCAGUGGCCUGAUCAUCAUGGUCUCCUAUGUUUGCAUCCUGGUGGCCGUGCUGAGGAUCCAGACUGCUGAUGGGAGGAGGAAAGCCUUCUCCACGUGUUCUUCUCACCUGGCAGUUGUCUCCAUCCUCUAUGGGACUCUUUUCUUCACUUAUGUCCAACCUAGCUCAAGUUCCUCCCUAGAUAUGAAUAAAGUGAUUUCUCUGUUUUAUACUGUGGUAACCCCCAUGUUGAACCCCCUGAUCUACAGCUUGAGGAACAAGGAGGUGAAAAAUGCAUUCAGUAGGAAGUUUGAAAGGAAAAAAAAAUUUAAAUAG